This is a messenger RNA of Cloeon dipterum, 797 nucleotides long. It is a transcript of the gene ppl, whose product is annotated as pumpless. The transcript is spliced from 5 exons. Gene Ontology annotation, cellular component: cytoplasm; glycine cleavage complex; mitochondrion. The coding region runs from base 115 to 600 and encodes 161 amino acids. Gene Ontology annotation, biological process: glycine decarboxylation via glycine cleavage system; protein lipoylation. The record is from RefSeq and is a predicted model, not a curated record. NCBI's taxonomy places the organism in Eukaryota, Metazoa, Arthropoda, Insecta, Ephemeroptera, Baetidae.
GGAUGCGGCAACCCUGCUGUUCUCUUUGUCAACACACACGCCGGCCGAGCGAGCAAUAUUUUAUGUAAUUGGGUCUGAUCACUGAUCCGAUUCGCGUCCGAAGAGGCGAUAAGGAUGGUCGUGUGCUCCGUGGUCGUCCGCAGGCUGCUGGCCGCCGCCCCCGCCGCCCCCAGGCACGUCUUCACCGGCCUCCGAUGGGUCACCUCCACCCCCGUCAAGUUCAAUGAAAGGAAGUACACGGACAAACACGAGUGGGUGCAGGUCGACGGAAAAAUCGGGACAAUCGGAAUCACACACUACGCUCAGGACGCCCUGGGGGAUGUCGUCUACGCACAACUGCCUGACCCUGGACAGGAAUUCUCACAAAUGGAUGAGUGUGGCGCUUUGGAGAGUGUGAAGGCGGCGAGCGAGCUGUACUGCCCGGUGUCCGGCAAGAUUGUGUCCAAAAACACGGAAGUCGAGGACACGCCUGGACUGAUCAACAAAUCGUGCUACGAAAAAGGCUGGCUGUUCAAGUUAGAGCUGAGCAAGCUGCACGAGCUGGACGGGCUGAUGGACGAGGCUCAGUACGAAAAGUUCCUGAAGACUGACGACCACUGACCCAAAGAGCCGAUUAAUUAAUUUUUAAGCCUCUGUAGUACGAAAAACAACCAUCAGUCAUUGUAUUGUGUGAAACGAAAUGAAAUUGCAGCUUUUGUGGACGAGAAUCUGUGAUAGUGCGAGCUGCUGCUGCUGCAUUUUUUUGCUGUCAAAUGGGUUAUAAAAAAAAUAUAAUAAAAAUCCGUCGAGUCACAGAA